AUGGAGCACGUCUUCAUCCCCAUCACCUUCGUCCAGACGGACGAGGCAGGCGACAAGCUCGACAAGUCCGACUGGGGGAAGAUCGCCAGGUACAACAGGAUCCUAGGGAGCGUCAGGAUGCAGCAGACACGAUCCAGACCGACGUCGUUCUGGCUCAACGACACGAUGGAGUCAAGGCUGCUGGCACAACGCGUGCGGUACCUGGAAGCGAGGCAUUGGAUCGACAGACAGACAGACUUUGUGGAGCUUGUCAUCAGCUUGUACAACGGAGAGCUGAGCGUCUUCACAGAGGCCGUGCUGACGCUGCAGAUCGAGAGGGGAGGCUUCAUCGACAACGAGUUCUCCAUCUCCUCCAUCGUGCUCGACCCUUACAAGCUGAGCCCUGCUCCUGCUUACCUGAGCGACGCCGGUUGGCUCGUCUGCCUGCUCAUCUUCACGCUCAUCACGUUGUCAUCCGUCCCUGACGUGCUACUCGCCCUCAUCGUGGAAACUUUCGCUGCCGCCGCCAACGACAUCUUCCACUUCGUCCUUGUCUUCCUCACCAUCGUCUUUUGCUUCGCCAGCAGCGGCACCCUCCUCUUCGGGCAUGAAGUGACCGGCUUCUCCUCCGUCGGCGUCUCCUUCAUGACGUGCUUCGAGCUGCUC
Messenger RNA from Guillardia theta CCMP2712, 645 nucleotides. RefSeq lists its product as hypothetical. NCBI's taxonomy places the organism in Eukaryota, Cryptophyceae, Pyrenomonadales, Geminigeraceae. The transcript has 3 exons. The record is from RefSeq and is a predicted model, not a curated record. The annotation marks the transcript as partial.